Messenger RNA from Sorex araneus (European shrew), 6680 nucleotides. RefSeq names its product chromodomain helicase DNA binding protein 4 (gene CHD4). The record is from RefSeq and is a predicted model, not a curated record. Gene Ontology annotation, molecular function: chromatin binding; ATP hydrolysis activity; histone binding. Gene Ontology annotation, cellular component: NuRD complex; chromatin; nucleus. Lineage: Eukaryota; Metazoa; Chordata; Mammalia; Eulipotyphla; Soricidae. Gene Ontology annotation, biological process: negative regulation of transcription by RNA polymerase II; chromatin remodeling. The transcript is spliced from 39 exons. Bases 250 to 6075 code for a protein of 1941 amino acids.
CUGUCCGCGGGGGGCGGGGCCUGUGCGGUGGGAUUUCCCGGCCGGUGUUUCGGGCCCUUUAAGAGGCGACGCCGGAGCCGGAGCCAUUUUCCCCCCUUCGGCCGCGGCGAGGAGGAGCCGGAGCGGGAGUGACACCGGGCCGGAGCCAGCGCGACCCGCGGCGGCUCUGGGUGACUCGGGCCGGCGCCGAGGGCCCCGGGCCUGCGGCCGGAGCAGCUGGGCCGACUCGCGGGCCGGCGGCGGAAGGGGAUGGCGUCGGGCCUGGGCUCCCCGUCCCCCUGCUCGGCGGGCAGCGAGGAGGAGGACAUGGACACACUUUUGAACAACAGCCUGCCCCCGCCCCACCCAGAGAACGAAGAGGACCCAGAAGAGGACCUGUCCGAGGCAGAGGCUCCCAAGCUCAAGAAGAAGAAGAAGCCCAAGAAACCUCGGGACCCCAAGAUCCCCAAGAGCAAGCGCCAAAAGAAGGAGCGUGUGCUCUUGUGCCGGCAGCUGGGGGACAGCUCUGGGGAGGGGCCCGAGUUUGUGGAGGAGGAGGAGGAGGUGGUCCUGCGCUCAGACAGUGAGGGCAGCGACUACACCCCCGGCAAGAAGAAGAAGAAGAAGCUCGGACCCAAGAAAGAGAAGAAGAGCAAGUCUAAGCGGAAGGAAGAGGAGGAGGAGGAUGACGACGACGACGACUCCAAGGAGCCCAAGUCGUCGGCGCAGCUCCUGGAAGACUGGGGCAUGGAGGACAUCGACCACAUGUUCUCCGAGGAGGAUUACCGCACCCUCACCAACUACAAGGCCUUCAGCCAGUUCGUCCGGCCCCUCAUUGCUGCCAAAAACCCCAAGAUCGCCGUCUCCAAGAUGAUGAUGGUUCUGGGCGCGAAGUGGCGGGAGUUCAGCACCAACAACCCCUUCAAGGGCAGUUCUGGGGCGUCUGUGGCGGCCGCGGCGGCGGCGGCGGUGGCCGUGGUGGAGAGCAUGGUGACGGCCACGGAAGUCGCGCCCCCUCCGCCCCCCGUGGAGGUGCCUAUCCGCAAGGCCAAGACCAAGGAGGGCAAAGGCCCCAAUGCCCGGAGGAAGCCCAAGGGCAGCCCCCGUGUCCCAGACGCGAAGAAGCCGAAGCCCAAGAAGGUGGCGCCGCUGAAGAUCAAACUGGGCGGCUUUGGCUCCAAGCGCAAGAGAUCCUCGAGCGAGGACGACGACCUGGACGUGGAGUCGGACUUCGACGACGCCAGCAUCAACAGCUACUCGGUCUCCGACGGCUCCACCAGCCGCAGCAGCCGCAGCCGCAAGAAGCUCCGCACCACGAAGAAGAAGAAGAAAGGCGAGGAGGAGGUGACGGCUGUGGAUGGUUAUGAGACAGACCACCAGGACUAUUGCGAGGUGUGCCAGCAAGGCGGGGAGAUCAUCCUGUGCGACACCUGUCCGCGCGCCUACCACAUGGUCUGCCUGGACCCUGACAUGGAGAAGGCCCCCGAGGGCAAGUGGAGCUGUCCGCACUGCGAGAAGGAGGGCAUCCAGUGGGAGGCCAAGGACGACAACUCGGAGGGCGAGGAGAUCCUGGAGGAGGCGGGCGGCGACCCCGAGGAGGAGGACGACCACCACAUGGAGUUCUGCCGCGUGUGCAAGGACGGCGGCGAGCUGUUGUGCUGUGACACCUGCCCCUCGUCCUACCACAUCCACUGCCUCAACCCCCCGCUUCCGGAGAUCCCCAACGGCGAGUGGCUCUGCCCGCGCUGCACGUGUCCGGCUCUGAAGGGCAAAGUCCAGAAGAUCCUCAUCUGGAAGUGGGGUCAGCCACCGUCUCCCACCCCAGUGCCUCGGCCUCCGGACGCCGACCCCAACACCCCUUCCCCCAAGCCUUUGGAGGGGCGGCCGGAGCGACAGUUCUUCGUGAAGUGGCAGGGCAUGUCCUACUGGCACUGCUCCUGGGUGUCUGAGCUGCAGUUGGAGCUGCACUGCCAGGUGAUGUUCCGGAACUACCAGCGGAAGAACGACAUGGACGAGCCGCCUUCUGGGGACUUUGGGGGUGACGAGGAGAAGAGUCGGAAGCGCAAGAACAAGGACCCUAAGUUUGCAGAGAUGGAGGAACGCUUCUACCGCUAUGGGAUAAAACCCGAGUGGAUGAUGAUCCACCGGAUUCUCAACCACAGUGUGGACAAGAAAGGCCACGUCCACUACUUGAUCAAGUGGCGGGACCUGCCGUACGAUCAGGCGUCCUGGGAGAGCGAGGACGUGGAGAUCCAGGACUACGACCUGUUCAAGCAGAGCUACUGGAAUCACAGGGAGCUGAUGAGGGGCGAGGAAGGACGUCCCGGCAAGAAGCUGAAGAAGGUGAAGCUGAGGAAGUUGGAGAGGCCGCCCGAGACGCCCACAGUCGAUCCCACGGUGAAGUACGAGCGACAGCCUGAGUACCUGGAUGCCACGGGCGGGACCUUGCACCCCUACCAGAUGGAGGGCCUGAACUGGCUGCGCUUCUCCUGGGCGCAGGGCACCGACACCAUCCUGGCCGACGAGAUGGGCCUGGGCAAGACGGUGCAGACGGCCGUCUUCCUCUACUCGCUCUACAAGGAGGGCCACUCCAAGGGCCCCUUCCUGGUGAGCGCCCCGCUUUCCACCAUCAUCAACUGGGAGCGGGAGUUUGAGAUGUGGGCUCCGGACAUGUACGUGGUGACCUAUGUGGGGGACAAGGACAGCCGGGCCAUCAUCCGCGAGAACGAGUUCUCCUUUGAGGACAACGCCAUCCGCGGGGGCAAGAAGGCCUCCCGCAUGAAGAAAGAGGCGUCCGUGAAGUUCCACGUGCUGCUGACGUCCUAUGAGCUGAUCACCAUCGACAUGGCCAUCCUGGGCUCCAUCGACUGGGCCUGCCUCAUCGUGGACGAAGCGCAUCGACUCAAGAACAAUCAGUCCAAGUUCUUCCGAGUCCUCAACGGCUACUCGCUGCAGCACAAGCUCUUGCUGACGGGCACGCCUUUGCAGAACAAUCUGGAAGAGUUGUUUCACCUGCUCAACUUCCUCACCCCCGAGAGGUUCCACAACCUGGAGGGCUUCUUGGAGGAGUUCGCUGACAUCGCCAAGGAGGACCAGAUCAAGAAGCUGCAUGACAUGCUGGGCCCCCACAUGCUGCGGCGGCUCAAGGCCGAUGUGUUCAAGAACAUGCCCUCCAAGACCGAGCUGAUCGUGCGCGUGGAGCUGAGCCCCAUGCAGAAGAAGUACUACAAGUACAUCCUCACUCGGAAUUUCGAGGCGCUCAACGCCCGUGGCGGCGGCAACCAGGUCUCCCUGCUGAACGUGGUGAUGGACCUGAAGAAGUGCUGCAACCACCCCUACCUCUUCCCCGUGGCUGCCAUGGAAGCCCCGAAGAUGCCCAACGGCAUGUACGAUGGCAGCGCCCUCAUCCGGGCGUCGGGCAAGCUGCUGCUGCUGCAGAAGAUGCUGAAGAACCUGAAGGAGGGCGGGCACCGCGUGCUCAUCUUCUCCCAGAUGACCAAGAUGCUGGACCUGCUGGAGGACUUCCUGGAGCACGAGGGGUACAAGUACGAGCGCAUCGACGGCGGCAUCACGGGCAACAUGCGGCAGGAGGCCAUCGACCGCUUCAACGCACCGGGGGCUCAGCAGUUCUGCUUCUUGCUUUCCACACGAGCUGGGGGGCUCGGAAUCAACCUGGCCACUGCUGACACCGUUAUCAUCUACGACUCUGACUGGAACCCCCAUAACGACAUCCAGGCCUUCAGCCGCGCUCACCGCAUCGGGCAGAACAAGAAAGUGAUGAUCUAUCGGUUUGUGACCCGGGCGUCAGUGGAGGAGCGCAUCACGCAGGUGGCCAAGAAGAAGAUGAUGCUGACGCAUCUCGUGGUCCGCCCCGGGCUGGGCUCCAAGACGGGCUCCAUGUCCAAGCAGGAGCUGGACGAUAUCCUCAAGUUCGGCACGGAGGAACUGUUUAAGGACGAGGCCACGGAUGGAGGAGGAGACAACAAAGAGGGCGAGGACAGCAGUGUUAUCCACUAUGACGAUAAGGCCAUUGAGCGGCUGCUGGAUCGGAACCAGGAUGAGACGGAAGACACAGAGUUGCAGGGCAUGAAUGAAUAUUUGAGCUCAUUUAAAGUGGCCCAGUAUGUGGUACGGGAGGAAGAGAUGGGGGAGGAAGAGGAGGUAGAACGGGAAAUCAUAAAACAGGAAGAAAGUGUGGAUCCUGACUACUGGGAGAAAUUGCUGCGGCACCAUUAUGAGCAGCAGCAAGAAGAUCUGGCCCGAAAUCUGGGCAAAGGAAAAAGAAUCCGUAAACAGGUCAACUACAAUGAUGGCUCCCAGGAGGACCGAGGUGUGUGUGGCCGGCCCCGCCCCCCGCCCAUGGGCCGUUCUACCAGAGCAGUGGGCCCCGCUCAUCUGCCCUCUCUCCCUCCAGAUUGGCAGGACGACCAGUCCGACAACCAGUCCGAUUAUUCUGUGGCUUCAGAGGAAGGUGAUGAGGACUUCGAUGAGAGAUCUGAAGCUCCCCGCAGGCCCAGUCGCAAGGGCCUGCGGAACGAUAAAGAUAAGCCAUUGCCUCCUCUGUUGGCCCGCGUUGGGGGGAAUAUUGAAGUGCUCGGUUUUAAUGCCCGUCAGCGGAAAGCCUUUCUUAAUGCCAUUAUGCGAUACGGCAUGCCACCUCAGGAUGCUUUUACCACCCAGUGGCUGGUGCGGGACCUGCGAGGCAAGUCGGAGAAGGAGUUCAAGGCGUACGUCUCUCUCUUUAUGCGGCAUUUAUGUGAGCCGGGAGCCGAUGGGGCCGAAACCUUUGCUGACGGUGUCCCCCGGGAAGGCCUGUCUCGUCAGCACGUCCUCACGAGAAUCGGUGUCAUGUCCUUGAUUCGGAAAAAGGUCCAAGAGUUUGAACACGUGAAUGGGCGCUGGAGCAUGCCUGAGCUCGCCGAAGUAGAGGAGAACAAAAAAAUGUCCCAGCCAGGCUCGCCCUCCCCUAAGACUCCGACGCCGUCCACUCCAGGGGACACGCAGCCCAAUACUCCCGCGCCUGUGCCGCCUGCUGAGGAUGGCGUUAAAGUGGAGGAAAACAGUGUCAAGGAAGAGGAGAAUGCGGAAGGAGACAAGGAGGUCAAACCUGUGGCCCCCGAGAACGCGGCUGAGUGCCCACAGCCCCCUGCGCCUGCCGCUGAGGACGAGAAAGCCCUGGCCGAGCCCCCCGAGGGGGAGGAGAAGGCGGAGAAGGCGGAGGGGAAGGAGCGGCCUGAGGAGCCCAUGGAGACGGAGUCCAAAGGUGCUGCCGAGGCGGAGAAGGCGGAGGAGAAGGCAGCCGCCACGGACCUGACCCCGAUCGUGGUGGAGGAUAAAGAGGAGAAGAAGGAGGAGGAGGAGAAGAAGGAGGUAAUGCUGCAGAACGGAGAGACCCCCAAGGAGCUUGGGGACGAGAAGCAGAAGAAAAACGUCAAGCAGCGGUUCAUGUUCAACAUCGCUGACGGCGGCUUCACCGAGCUCCACUCCCUCUGGCAGAACGAGGAGCGCGCCGCCACUGUCACCAAGAAGACCUACGAGAUCUGGCACCGGCGGCACGACUACUGGCUGCUGGCCGGCAUCAUCAACCAUGGCUAUGCCCGGUGGCAGGACAUCCAGAACGACCCGCGCUACGCCAUCCUCAACGAACCUUUUAAGGGCGAGAUGAACCGGGGCAAUUUCUUAGAGAUCAAGAACAAGUUUCUAGCCCGGAGGUUCAAGCUCCUGGAGCAGGCCCUGGUGAUCGAGGAACAGCUGCGCCGCGCGGCGUACCUGAACAUGUCCGAGGACCCCUCACACCCCUCCAUGGCCCUCAACACCCGCUUUGCCGAGGUGGAAUGUCUGGCCGAGAGUCACCAGCACCUGUCCAAGGAGUCGAUGGCUGGGAACAAGCCAGCCAACGCGGUCCUGCACAAAGUCCUAAAGCAGCUGGAAGAACUGCUAAGUGACAUGAAAGCCGACGUGACGCGGCUCCCCGCCACCAUCGCCCGAAUCCCCCCCGUCGCCGUGAGGCUACAGAUGUCCGAGCGAAACAUUCUCAGCCGCCUGGCCAACCGCGCCCCAGAGCCGACUCCGCAGCAGGUAGCCCAGCAGCAGUGAAGACCCAGACCCCAGAGACCACCGCCACCGCUGAGCAGUGACCGUCCUCACUUCCCCUUGCCCGGCUUCUCCUCCUGCCCCACUUUCCACGUUGUAAACAGCCCCCUGCGCGCCGGGGAGCGGGCGCGGGCGGUGGUGCCCGCCCCGGAGAGACUGCAGCGCUGGCGCCGUGUGUGGGAGCCGGCGGGCUGGCCUCCUCUGGCCCGGCCGCCCCGCUGGAACUUCUGUUACGCACAGACUGUUGUGGGCUCCCGCCAGGCUUGAAGAAAGCGAGCUGAAUUUCUUCCUCCUUUAGGUUUUAUUUUAUUUUGUGUUUUCUUUUCUCUUCUCUCACUCUCUCUUUCUCUCGCUCUCUUUUUAUUUUUGUUUGGGGGAGGGGUAUUCAGAGUGGGCCGGGCCCCUGGGCGAGACACAGCUACCUCUGUUGGCAUCUUUUUAAUACCAGGAACCCAGCGGCCCCAGCCACUGAGCGGCUCGAACGGAAUAAAGUGGAAAAACAAAAACUAAAAAAAAAGAAAAAAAAGAAAAAAAAAGGAAAAGAACCAAAAGCAUAAAAAACCACAGCAAAUUUCUUGAUGAAAACUGAAAAUAAAAGUUUCCUUGUA